UAUGUACCGAUAUCCGAUUAUGAGGAUGAAGCACUGACGCCGAAUCAUUUUCUUCUCGGCAAUUCAGUCAGUUCCAAGCCCAUGUCGGAGGUCACCGCUGAUGGACUGACUCUGCGAAGAGGCUGGCUGGCCUCGCAACAGUUGGCCAACUCGUUUUGGACCCGAUGGCUAAAGGAAUAUCUCCCUAUCAUUACGCGCCGAUCUAAGUGGUUCGAAAAUGUAAAACCCAUUGAAGUUGGAGACGU
Molecule: messenger RNA, 245 nt
Organism: Rhagoletis pomonella (apple maggot)
Lineage: Eukaryota; Metazoa; Arthropoda; Insecta; Diptera; Tephritidae
Source: RefSeq, a predicted model, not a curated record